UUGAAUGAACAUCCAUUUGAUUUCUCAAUCUGACUUGCAGGAAAUCAAAGUGCUGUCAGUCUUCGGAGAAGAUUUCAAAUUUACUUUUAGAAACUCUUAAGAAAAUUGAUAGGACGCGUGUUCAGAGAUCAUCAAAGAUAUAAACAAACAUUGGUGUGUAUGGUGCUUUCCUACCUCAAGUGGAAAACGUAUCGAUUCCAUUCGUCAUUUUCAUUCUAGUUCACUCACAACCCACCUAUCUAUCUAGUUGUCUCUUAGCAAAAAUGCCGAUCGUAUUUUGGGGGGUUUUGGCAGGUUGUUUAAUCGGCUUAUUUGGGUCAGUUCUGGUGGUCUGUGUUUGUUGGAGAAGGCACCGGAAAUGGAGGAAGAGGGGGGGAAAUUUUGAUCCAGCUGAGAUUGGUUUGGUUUCAGGGAGGGAAAUGAUGAGUGGAAGUAAUUAUGUGACUGAGUUCACAUUUGAGGAAAUCAAAACGGCUACAAAUAAUUUUCAUAGGGAGAAUAUUAUUGGAAGGGGAGGAUAUGGGAAUGUUUUCAAGGGAAUAUUGUCAGAUGGGUCUGAAGUUGCAGUGAAGAGGUUGAAGAACUGUUCUCCUGCUGGGGAUGAGAUAUUUGCACACGAAGUGGAGGUUAUUGCCAGGAUUAUGCAUGUGAAUAUUGUUACUUUAAGAGGCUUUUGUAAUGCAACACUGCCUUUGGAAGGCCACCAAAGGAUAAUUGUUUGUGAUUUUAUCCCUAAUGGAAGCCUUGAUGAUCAUCUUUUCGGGUCAGGGAAUAGGAAGCUUUCUUGGCCGAUUCGUCAAAAGAUUGCCCAAGGAAUGGCUCGUGGGUUGGUUUACUUGCAUAAUGGUGCCCAACCUAGUAUUAUCCACAGAGAUGUCAAAGCUAGUAAUAUACUUUUGGAUGAAACAUUUGAGCCCAAACUGGCUGAUUUUGGCCUCGCAAAGUUCACUCCUGAUGGGGGGUCACAUUUGAGCACUCGGGCGGUUGGGACUGUUGGUUAUGUUGCCCCCGAGUAUGCUUUGUACGGGCAACUGUCUGAGAGAACUGAUGUCUUCAGUUUUGGGGUUGUGCUUCUUGAGCUUUUGAGUGGGAAGAAAGCUGUGAUUUCAGUUGACAACGACAAACCUUUGCUUUUGACAGAUUGGGCUUGGUCAUUAGUGAGGGAAGGUAGAGCAAGGGAAGUUAUUGAUGAAGGCAUGCCUGAGUUGGGCCUACCUGAAGUAAUGGAGAAAUAUGUUCUUGUUGGGGUUCUUUCUUCUCAUCCACUAUCAUAUUGUAGGCCAACAAUGGCUCAAAUUGUGAAUUUACUGGAACUUGAUCUUCCACUUCCCUCGAUUCCGGAUCGCCCUCUUUCGCUUCUAGCAGAGAUUGGUGAUAUAGAGCAAUCAGCAAGCUGUAGUGGUGGCUCGACUUUCAUGUCCAGCGGCUCAACUUCCAUGUCCAGCCCUGCAUGUCACUAGCCAUUUAGCUGUAGGAGCGAUCAUCCCAUUCUAAAUCAUAGGGACAAUGAGGGAAGUUCUCAGUAGCACAUUAAAAGCAGAUGAUUUAACACAUUAAUUUGGUGUCCUCUGCCCUUUCCAUAUAACAUAUUUGCAGUUCCCAAUUCCCAUGGUAUGAAUGACAUCAACAUAGGAAAAUAGGUGGAGUCUUUUUGAGUUGGUAGAGGAAUAUAAUUUACUGGGAAGGGGAACUUUUGGAUUGCAGAGAAACAACAGUAGCAUAGUAGCCUUUGUUAGAAAGAAUAUAUUUCUUAUUAAUAUAAGAAAUAUAUUAUAUUGAUAUUUUAUAGUAUUUCUCUUGAAUAUAUUUCCUAUAUUGAAAGGAAAUAUAUUAUACGGUACUUCCAUUUUAUAAAAGUGAUUGUAAUUAGGUUUGAUGGUAAUCAAAUCAAUCAAAAUUGAUUACCAUUCUUACUUAUCUCAAUUCUUCUAUAAAUAAGAGUAUUUUGUAUUGUAAAUCAAUCAAGGAAUAAAAA
Messenger RNA from Alnus glutinosa, 1975 nucleotides. RefSeq names its product probable LRR receptor-like serine/threonine-protein kinase RKF3. Gene Ontology annotation, biological process: protein phosphorylation. The record is from RefSeq and is a predicted model, not a curated record. Lineage: Eukaryota; Viridiplantae; Streptophyta; Magnoliopsida; Fagales; Betulaceae. Bases 264 to 1460 code for a protein of 398 amino acids. Gene Ontology annotation, molecular function: ATP binding; protein kinase activity. The transcript has a single exon.